UGGAAGGAGAGCAGCAGACUUACAACGCUUACAACAACACCAGGCAACAAUGUCUUAAGCUGCACAACUUUACUCUUCAAGAGAUUUAUUUUCUUCCAAUUCUGUGCCAUAUUUAUACAGCGCAUGUAUGUUGUGUAUAGGGUGAUGCAUGCAACACAUACUGUGAGUGUGUGACUGGCUGUGGUCGUGCAUGCUGUUGCAGUGGUAUAUCAGUACCACUCAUGGCUCAGAGGAGAGCUGCAGGCAGCUGCUGCUGCCCGCGGGCGCCCGUGAAUGAAGACAAUGCCCGUUUCUGCCUGCUGGCCGGGCUCAUCCUUCUCUACUUGCUAUGUGGGGCGGCCAUCUUCUCUGCCCUGGAGCACCCCUUUGAACUGAGAGCCCGCCACCUCUGGAAACAGCAGUUAGACAACUUCACCCAGAGAUACAGGGUGAACCUGGGUGCCCUGCACACGCUGCUGCGGCAGUAUGAGGAGGCGAAUGGAGCUGGGAUCAGAGUGGACACAUUGAGGCCCCGUUGGGACUUUUCCGGAGCGUUCUACUUUGUGGGCACAGUGGUCUCCACUAUUGGCUUUGGCAUGACCACACCAGCCACCAUAGCUGGGAAAAUAUUUCUAAUUUUUUACGGUCUUAUCGGCUGUGCUGCCACCAUCCUCUUCUUCAAUCUGUUCCUGGAGAGGAUCAUCACCAUGCUGGCUUACAUCAUGCGCUGGUGUCACGAGCGCAGGCUUAAGUGUGCUGGAGUCGGGGUGGUGGCCAGCCGGGAGGAAUCAUCCAGUGAGGAGGACAGUCUUGAAGGCUGGAAGCCGUCAGUCUAUUAUGUUAUGCUGAUCCUGGGUGUGGCAUCAAUUGUGAUCGCAUGCAGCGCCUCCACCCUGUACAGCUCCAUGGAGAACUGGAGCUACGUGGACUCACUCUACUUCUGCUUCGUGGCCUUCAGCACCAUUGGCUUCGGGGACCUGGUGAGCAGUCAGAGGCAGCAGUACGAGUCUCAGGAGGCUUACCGACUUGGGAACUGCCUUUUCAUCUUAAUGGGGGUGUGUUGCAUCUACUCACUUUUCAAUGUAAUUUCUAUUAUCAUUAAGCAGACCCUCAACUGGAUUGUGGGUAAAUUUGUUUGCCAGGGUCGGCACAAUACCUGCUCCUGCUCCGCACCGAGCUGCUGGAGGCUCUGCUGCCUCUGCCCCCUCAAGAAAAAACACAACCAAAGACGUCUGCCUGCACACCUCAGGCAAAAACGCUUUAAACGAAACACUGUGCAGCCCAUCUCCUCCCACUGCCCCCCAGGAAAACACCGCUACACGGAGGGUUCCGUGGAGACGGUAUGUGACAGUGAGACAGAGGCAGGAGCGGUGAACGAUGGGGUUAACGUGGGCCGUCGUCUUUCAGGAGAGAUGAUCUCCGUCAAUGAAUUUAUGGUGUCCAAUAAGGUGUCUCUCGCUCUGCUGCAGAAACAGCUGAGCGAAACGGCUCAUCAGGGUCCACGACAGAGCUACGGACAUCACAAUGGAUUCUCUGGUGGAGUAGGGGCUUUAGCUAUUAUGAAUAAUCGCCUACAGGAAACCAGUGUAGAUAGGUAGCACCAAACAGAUGUUAGUCUUGUGUAAACUUCUUUGGCGUCUAGUUUCUUAACAGCAAUUAUGUCCUAUUUAAUCUCUUAGUAUGACAAAAACCAAACUCUUUUCCAAUCUCUUUUCUCCUGUUAGCACCUCCUUUCAGUGGAACUCUAUGUACAAAAUAGUAGACCCCAGGCAUCGAUUUAGGACAUCAAAUAAUUGACUACGUUUUGUUCCGUUUAGAAAGAGAGAGCAACGAGACGACCACAGUUUAAAGAAUUCAACAUGGCCGUGAAGAGGGGUCUGAUGUCCUGAAGUGAUUGGCUCAUACAAAAGCAAUCAGAUGGAAGAAGCAGUGAAGGAGCUCUUAAAGGGGGAAUGCUGAUUUAAGAGAGCGACACACUCCCUCUGUGCUCCUUAAUAAACAUGGUGGAUGUGCGCUGGUAGUCAAUGAAAGAGAACACGCAGGACUAAAUCAAAUAUAUACAGUCUCUUCUCAGACCACUGGCUGCAUCUAUAAAAGAUCUGAAAAUGUCAUUUGUAUUCAACAGUGCUUCUCAAGGAGCUCACGAGCUCUGAAAAAGAGAUGUAUUUAAUUUGUUGAUUGCUCACGAGUCACCCAUCUUGUUUCAUCAAUGCAGGUCAUUGAAAUUCAUGGUAAUCAUGGAAGAGUUGAGAUCCAGGGUUUUUAGUGGAGCACAUCUAAUCAAACUGGCCUGAAAAGGAUGUCCUUAUGUCAAUAAGUGGUGUGCAGAUAGUAGCUGGAUAACAUCAACACAGCAGAGAGCAACAUUCAGGCUCUCCUUGGUCAGCUGGAGGAGAUCCUUUACUUUGCAAGAAAGUCAAUUUGAAUCCAUUAUGCAUCAUCUGUAAAAUGCUCCAUCCUUAGAGGUCUUAAAUAUUCUUUUUCCUCUAGUGACCAUGCUUCAGGAACUUUCUUCGCUCAAAAGAAAAGGACUUUAGUCGUUCAUUUGGGUAAAAAUAUUGCAACAAGUCAUCAGUCAAAUAAUCUUUAUUCAAGUUUGGAACAAUCAUGACUUACAUGUAAUGUCUAUACAGAGGAAAUGACUAACUGAGAUAAUGUAACAAUGAAGAUAUUCUUACCCGUUCUGCUGUUAGUUUUAUCAUCAAUAUAAAA
Messenger RNA from Labrus mixtus (cuckoo wrasse), 2691 nucleotides. It is a transcript of the gene kcnk12l, whose product is annotated as potassium channel, subfamily K, member 12 like. The transcript has 3 exons. Gene Ontology annotation, molecular function: potassium ion leak channel activity. Gene Ontology annotation, cellular component: membrane. Gene Ontology annotation, biological process: potassium ion transmembrane transport; stabilization of membrane potential. Bases 222 to 1577 code for a protein of 451 amino acids. The record is from RefSeq and is a predicted model, not a curated record. Lineage: Eukaryota; Metazoa; Chordata; Actinopteri; Labriformes; Labridae.